AUCAUUGAUAUUAAAUUUCCAUUUUUAAUGCUUAAUUGAGGUGUGUUUUUCUAAAAGUGAUCUUACGAAUGAUCGUACUUAAAAGCGUAAAAGCGGAUUAAGAGAGCACACAACUAAAUGAAAAAUUAAUUGGUUUCCUUUGUAUACAUACAACCUUUAUUUUCUUGUUGGUACCUCCUUCUUGGGUCGGUCGAUCGAUUGUUCGCUUCUUAGGUAAAUGAACAACUAUAGUACUGUCCAUACAAAACACUUCAAACAAUAGCCUGAGUCAGCAGAAUCAACUAGAGCAUUUCCCAACAAUCCAUAGAAUACAGGCAAAAUUAUACAACCUGUACGAACACUUUGGUACAAAAGGUGUCAUAAAUUUUACGGUUAAUGAUAAUUUUUAUUGAUGGGACAAACGACCUGUUUGUGAAUAUGUAUGACCCUAAACUCUGCUACCUGGGCAGGGGAGGGGGAACACAGGUCACUAAGCGAAAGGGUGAUUUGUUGUAUAAAAUCUGUGAUCAUCUGGAAAAACGCAACAGAUUCAUUUAAGACAUCAAUGAGUAAAGAUCAUUAUUAAAAAAGAAACUCUUAAGAAGAAAAGUUUAAAAAAACCGUGAAAAUGUUAAGUGAAUUAAUAAUUCAGAAUAUAAUUAAUAAAAAUGGCUCCAGCACAAACUUUGGAUAUAAAUACACAAAACACUGAUAAAUAUACACACAAAAAGUUCCAAGGAAAGCGCAACUAUGCUCACAAGAAGUUUGGUACACGUUCCGGCAAACUUUUGAACUCCAGCGAUUCACCAAAAGAAGCUGUUACUACCAAUGAAGUUUCACAAAACACCAACUCUACUUUGGCUACUAAAAGAAACACCAACGAUCUCUUUAGGCCUUAUGCUUUGCCCGAUAACACUCCAUCACGUAAAAGAAAAUAUUCUGAAGUACAAACGGAUUUGGAAGAAAAAGAAGAAAAUCCUAUGGAAUUUAAAAGAUUUGCUUCCUGUGCCAUACCACCAACACCUUCUCCCUCACCACCUAUAGCGUAUGGUUCAUACAAUCCCCAUUUCAUACAGCCCUCACCUAUAUUCUUUAAUCCCAAUUAUCGUCAACACUAUCAAUUCAAUCCCCAAACUUUUGCCUUAAUUUUACAAAAACAACGUGCCGCUCUCUGUAUGGGUGAGAUUUUGAAACGACAAGCCAAUCUAAAUUUGUACAACCUAAUGGGACAAUAGGCCAGUCUGUAAAGAAAAAGAAAUCCAGCCAGUAAGGAAAGACUCUAAGCCAACAACAACCUUCCCUGGAAAGUAAUUAAAACAGUAAUUGUGAUAAAUUUUUUUGAAACAUAACCUCAACCAGUGAUUUUUUUAUAUAUGUAAUUGUGUAUAGAUUUAAAUAUUUUUUAAAUAAUAUUUUUUAUAUAAAUUUAAGUUUUU
Molecule: messenger RNA, 1415 nt
Organism: Lucilia cuprina (Australian sheep blowfly)
Lineage: Eukaryota; Metazoa; Arthropoda; Insecta; Diptera; Calliphoridae
Exons: 2
Coding region: 648-1214 (188 amino acids)
Source: RefSeq, a predicted model, not a curated record